AUGUUUAACAUUUAUUUAUUUUUUUUUUUUACUUUCUCACAAUUUGGUAAUAUAUACAAUAUAAGGGUAUGUGAAAUAAAAAAAAAAAAUUAUAUAAAUAAUUUAGAAAUAGGAAAUAUAAAAAGGGAUUAUAAUUUUAUAAAUUAUACUAAUGCUAAUAUGUUAUAUGAUAAGAAAAAAAAUAAAAUAAAAUUAUCUACUCAAAAUAAGUUAAAUCAAAAUAAAUUAUCAGAUUCUGAAAAGUUGACAAAUUUAAUUUUAGUUAUUGAUUAUGAUGGAACUAAUUAUAAAGGCUGGACAGGAAUUGAGAAUUCUAGUUCGGUUUAUUUAAAUGCUGUUUCUGGAUUUAAAAAUAUAAAAAGGUCAGAUAAUUAUAAUGCCAAUAUUAUAGAAAAAGUAGAAGAUAGUGAUUAUAGUUUUAAUAAUUUAACGAAAAAAUAUGAAACAGUACAAAAUUGUAUACUUAAUUGUUUGUUAAAAAUACAUGGAUAUGGAGAAAAUAUCAAUAUUAAUAAUUAUAAAGAAACUAAUUUAAAACCUUUUGAAUUUAUAGGGGUUAGUAGAACAGAUAAAGGUGUACAUGCUAAAGAAUAUGUUUGUCAAUAUAUUUCAUAUAAAAAAUUACCACCAUUUAAUGGAAAUUUGAAAAAAAUAAAAUUAUCUUUAAAUCGGUUACUAAAUAAAGAUAUAAAGGUUUUAGGAAUUUUUAAUGCACCUUUUAAUAAUUUUAAUGUUAGAUAUCAUAAUUUAGGAAAAAUAUAUACAUAUAAUGUUGAUCUUAGAAAACCAUCACAACCUUUAGAAAGAAACUUAUCAUGGCAAUUAUAUGACGACUCACGCUUUUCAUUUCUUUUGAAAGAUAAGUCAACAAAAUAUGAAACCGAUGCAAAGGGGCGUAGGAAUGGAAAUGAACAUAAAAGUGGAAAUAUCUAUGAUACAAGUUUGGCCUCCAUUUUUGGUGCACCCGAGAGUGGAAGCGAAAAUGAAAGCGGCAGCGUAAGCGGCAACACAAAUGGUGAUGCUGGCGAUGUUGGCGAUGUUGGCGAUGUUGGCGAUGUUGGCGAUGUUGGCGAUGUUGGCGAUGUUGGUGAUGUUGGCGAUGUUGGCGAUGCUGGCGACGCGGGGGACGGUGCAGCCGAUUUGGCCAUCCAGGAAAGAAUUGAGAAUAUCAUAAAAAAAGAAAAAGGAAAUUAUGGAGAAGAUAAAAUAAUACACUCACUAAAUAUAAUAAAUAAAAAAAAUGAAUAUAAAUCUUCUAUUUUAUGUGAUAUAGACAAAAUUAAAGAAUGUUCAAAAUUAUUUAUAGGAUAUCAUAAUUUUGAAUGUUUUAGAGGAAUUCUUAAAGGAACAGAAAAACAAAGAACUAUUAACACAUUUUGUAAUAUACAUUUUUUAGAUAUAUAUAAAUUAAAAGAUAAUUUAUAUCAAUUUAUAAUUCAAGGAGAUCGAUUUUUAUAUCAUAUGAUAAGAAUAAUUGUUGGAACCUUAAUACAAGUUGGGGUUGGAAUUUUAAAUUUUCAAGAUGUCAAAGAUGCUUUAUAUAAUUCUAAGCCACUUAAAGUUAAAUUGUGUGCACCUCCCCAAGGAUUAUGUUUGAAAAAAAUUUUAUUUCCACUAGAAAUUGAACACCUUGUUAAUUCAGCAAUUUUUUCUGAAUAA
Molecule: messenger RNA, 1659 nt
Organism: Plasmodium yoelii
Lineage: Eukaryota; Apicomplexa; Aconoidasida; Haemosporida; Plasmodiidae
Product: tRNA pseudouridine synthase, putative
Exons: 1
Coding region: 1-1659 (552 amino acids)
Biological process (GO): tRNA pseudouridine synthesis
Molecular function (GO): pseudouridine synthase activity; RNA binding
Source: RefSeq, a predicted model, not a curated record